AUAUAAUUGCGUCUUCUCCGAUAUGAUCACUAUAUAUUCUCUCCAUUUCUGAUACGACGACUAAUAUAUAUAAUGUCUUCAAAGCACAAAAAGAUUGGGAAAUUCAAGAAAAUAUUCACAAUAAUGAGCCACAAUGCAGACUGUGGCUGCGCAAAUCCAAACCCAAAUCAAGUCUCAGUGCCAAAACCGAUUUCCGCAGCCCAAAAACCCUCCCCGCCGCCGAUCCGCCGCCCUUCUUCUUCAACCUGCCAAUCCAAUUACGUUGAUGAUGAGGAAGACUACAGUUCCUCCACCGUCGGCUCCACCUCGUCGCAUUUCUCCCGGAGCCCCAACGACGACGAAGACGGCAAGAUCGGACCACACUUCCGCGGCUCAGUAGCCGUCGUGAAGGAAUCCGACGAUCCGUAUCUGGAUUUCAGGCAAUCGAUGAUUCAGAUGAUGGCGGCGAGGGAUUUGUGGUCGGAGGAGGGUCUAGAAGAGCUCCUCAAGUGCUUCCUGCGGUUGAAUUCGCCGUUGCAUCACCAGAUCAUAAUUCAAGCCUUCACGGAGAUCAGGCACGGCGGCGCCGGUAUUUCUAACCGGCAAAGAUAAUCGAAAUCGAAGAAGUGCAGAUUUAGCUACACGUAAUAUUCACCUUAAUUUUGUGCAUGUGUUAUGGUCACUAGGCCAUUUGUAGCCAUUUAAUUAUCCAGUGGCAAGCACGUGAAGAUGGACCGCUGGAGUUGCUCUGCUAUAUUUGUACCGGUACAAUGUAUCUGUACUAUAUAUUACGUAUGGAAAUAAUACAAUUAGUUAUUAGUUAUAUAGUUAUAUUAUAAGUGAUGAUCAUAAUCCAUAUUAAUCAAUACAAUAUCAAUCAA
Messenger RNA from Ipomoea triloba (trilobed morning glory), 860 nucleotides. RefSeq lists its product as uncharacterized. The transcript has a single exon. Gene Ontology annotation, biological process: negative regulation of DNA-templated transcription. Lineage: Eukaryota; Viridiplantae; Streptophyta; Magnoliopsida; Solanales; Convolvulaceae. The record is from RefSeq and is a predicted model, not a curated record. The coding region runs from base 73 to 591 and encodes 172 amino acids.